GAGGCGGCCACUGCGCCAUGUUGAACGGAAUCAUCACACUCCGUGGAGAUACUCUCGUCAAAGAGCAGUUGUAAACAAAGUGUUAUUCAUUUUCCAAAAGGGGGCUCGCCUGUCAAGAUCGCCCUGGCUAAAAGAGGCCAACUAGAUCCUCGGAAACCCCGGCCGGGGAGGGGGAACAGCCCCCCAACCUUCAGCAAUGAAGAUAAACCACAAUAAGCGCUAGCUGGCUAACUUUAGCCUGCUAUUCUAUCAAUAAUCUAGCUAGCCUGUUAGCUCAAGCUUUUCUAUUCGCUCAGACACCGGCAACCUGCUCCUAAAAGGCCCGGUGUUGACGUAACUCGCCAGCAAUAUUUUUUCUUACGUGGACAGUUUAGCCGCUAGCUAAUUUAUUAUUGUAAAUAUCUGUAAAGCCGUGCGUUUGUUUUUGUUUUAUUUGCGAUGAGUUUGCCGCCGAAAGCGGUGCCGAAACCAGCCGCCGCUGGAACUGGACCUGGAACCGGACCGUCACUCUCGAGUCAGCUGCGGGCCACCCUGACCCCAGUGCCGCUACCACAGGGGACGCCGGUACCUCAACAGCCGCAGACACAAGUUUUCCUUAAUAUCCCCUCUAGGAUCCCAAGAGGGCCCCUGGAAGAGCGAAUCUUCUCCACGCAGCCCAUCGCUGCUGUCUACAGUGUACAGAGACCCCCUGGCCCCCCAUAUACAGCACAUGAAAUCAACAAGGGCCACCCUAACCUAGCGGCCACACCGCCAUCAACAGCAGCGUUGAGAGAUGGCAGAUUUGUCAGUGUCAGCAGACCGCAGUGUUUGCAGCGGCAGGGAGUGGACACACUCACUCUGUCACCCACACUCACACAGCACACGCUCACUCAGCUCUCGGACCCCGUGACUCUGCAGUCUCCGUACACACCGGGGCAGAAUGCCGGCACGACCCCUCUGGUCUACUCACCGCCAACCCAGCCAAUGAACGCACAGCCUCAGAGCCGCCCGUUUACCCCUGGGCCUCGUCCUACCCAUCACCAGGGAGGAUUCAGACCCAUUCAGUUUUUCCAGAGGACGCAGAUGCAAACGGCGCGGCCCACCAUUCCAAGCAACAACCCUCCCAUUCGGCCCAUGUCUCAGACCCCCACAGCAGCGGUCUACCCCCACAAUCAGCCCAUCAUGAUGACCAUGGCUCCCAUGCCCUUUCCUUCCCCACAGACAGCGCAGUACUACAUCCCUCAGUACCGUCACAGUGCUCCUCCAUAUGUGGGGCCUCCUCAACAGUACCCAGUCCAGCCCACUGGACCCAGUACCUUCUAUGCUGGACCCAGUCCAGGGGACUUUCCUGCACCGUAUGCAGGACCUCCCUACUAUCCUGGGCAGCCCAUGUACACACCAUCUCCAUCCAUUAUAGUGCCUACACCACAACAACCUCCACCUGCUAAGAGGGAAAAGAAAACAAUCCGCAUUCGAGACCCCAACCAGGGCGGCAAGGAUGUGACAGAUGAGAUAUUAUCGGGGGUGGGCGGAAGUCGGAACACAACCCCACCUGUGAGACGGCCCUCCUCCACUCCUACACCUCCACAGCAGCUGAACAGCCAGGGAGCGGAUCAUGGCCACAUCAUGUAUAACAUGGACAGCGCCCAGCUUCCUGCACCCAUCGACUUGAAAGCAGAUGACAAGCCAAAACUAGAGUUUGCCUCGCAAAGAUCUGCAUCUCCUGGAUUGCAGCAGCCAGAGACUCCAUUGGAGAGAAGAGAUCCUAGCAGCCCAGUCCAGGCGCCCUCUUCCCCACAGAAAACUGAGCUUCCCCCCUCCUGCCCAGAGACGGCCUCAAGUGUAGCUACUGCCCCGACUCCUUCCAUACCUGCCUCAACAGUGGAGUCAGCUGAUGCCCCGAGCCCAUCAGCUGAGCCCGCCCUCACUAAAGCUAUCACACCAGAACCUGAAAGCUCAGAGCCGGAGAAAUCCUCCUCAGAGCAGCCCUCACCUCAGAGCCUGUCUACGUCCCUUGCCCAGCCUGAAAAGGCCAUCAAUGGGCUUAUGGACACCGAUGCUGCUCCCUCGAGUGAAGACUUGGAAUCCCAACCCAGGGAAGUCUCUCCGUUGCUGCCUACUUCUAGUGUGCCCCAGUCCCCCAGCCCGGAGCCCAGGCCCAUCACACCGGCGCUGGAGGCCGAGUCUGCAGCGGGAAAGGCGGAUAGCCCCUCGCCCCCUGCUGAGGACAGCACUGGAUGUCCCGUCACCCCAUCCCUCGCCACCGCCACUACUGCUGCUAUCUCCACCACACCUGCUCCUCCUCCAGGCCUCACGCACCCGAGUCAGGUUUCUGCAGGGUCAGCCAAGAGACCGUCUACAGGAGCAGAGCUCAAGGAAACAGUGAAGGAGACCGAGGCCUUGCCGGACAAGAGAGGCGAGCCCUUCUUGCAGUCCAGAAAAAGCUCAAGUCAAGCUACAUCUAGUGCACCAAAGACCUGGAAGAAGCCAAAAGAGGACAUACCUGUAGGGCAAGAUCAGUGUCCGGACAAAGAGGAGGACGUGGAUCAGUCCUCUAUGGAACCUGCUGCAGAGAGCCCCAGUCCUCCUCCUGUGGAGGUGGAGUGGAGGCCGUCAGCAGGACCUGUGCUUGAGGAGAACGGAGAACAAGAAGCAGAGCCUCUGAGAAACGGGGCUGAACACGCCUCUGAAACCGAAAGCAGUGAGAGCAUGCACCCGCCUGCAGUCAAAGAGCCGCUGAUCAAAGCAGUGCCACAGCCUGCAGAGAAGAAUGGAAAGAAGCAGUACGACAGAGACUUCCUGUUGGGCUUCCAAUUCAUGCCUGCAUGUGUGCAGAAACCAGAGGGACUUCCUCCCAUUUCUGAUGUUGUUCUAGAUAAGAUUAACCAAAAUAAGCUGCCCAUGCGGCCGGUAGACCCACGUGUGAUUUCCAGAGGCCCGGACUUCACGCCAGCGUUUGCAGAUUUUGGCCGACAGAUUCCAGGAGGCAGGGGAGCACCGCUGCUGAAUGUUGGCCUGCGUCGCCCACCUGGACGCAAGAUCAUCACAAACGUGACGGUGAAUGAUGAGGUGCAGCUGAAGACAACAGAGCAUGCCUGGAAACCUGGCAUGAAGCGGGACAGUGUCAUUGACGAUUCAGAGACCAUGAAAACUCAGGAGCUUUUCCGAAAAGUCCGUAGUAUUCUCAAUAAAUUGACGCCGCAGAUGUUCAGCCAGUUGAUGAAGCAGGUGACUGACCUCACCAUUGACACGGAGGAGCGGCUCAAAGGUGUCAUAGACCUGGUUUUUGAGAAAGCCAUUGAUGAACCCAGCUUCUCUGUGGCCUAUGGCAAUAUGUGCAGCUGUCUGGCCACGUUAAAAGUGCCCAUGACGGAUAAGCCCAACAGCACUGUGAAUUUCCGGAAGCUUCUUCUGAAUCGCUGUCAGAAGGAGUUUGAAAAGGACAAAGUGGAUGACGAUGCCUUCGAGAAGAAACACAGGGAGCUGGAGGCAGCUACCUCAGUUAGCGAGCGGGAAAGGCUGCAGGAGGAGCUGGAAGAGGCGAAAGAUAAGGCCCGCAGACGCUCCAUUGGCAACAUCAAGUUCAUCGGUGAGCUCUUCAAGCUGCGGAUGCUGACAGAGGCCAUCAUGCACGACUGCGUGGUGAAGUUGCUGAAAAACCACGAUGAGGAGUCACUGGAGUGCCUGUGCAGGCUGCUCACAACUAUUGGCAAGGACCUGGACUUUGAGAAAGCUAAGCCACGAAUGGAUCAGUACUUUAACCAGAUGGAGAAGAUAGUAAAGGAGAGAAAAACUUCAUCGCGCAUUCGGUUCAUGCUGCAGGAUGUUAUUGACCUGCGAUUGCACAAUUGGGUGUCUCGGAGAGCUGACCUUGGCCCAAAGACUAUUGAGCAGAUCCAUAAAGAGGCAAAGUUGGAGGAGCAGGAGGAACAGAGGAAGGUCCACCAGCAACUGCUGUCCAAGGACAACAAGAGGAGACCAGUGGUACAGAGAGAGGAGACCUGGAGCACUGUGCCUACGACUAAGAACAGCAGAACAAUAGACCCCGCUAAGAUUCCCAAGAUCUCAAAGCCAACGAUAGAUGAGAAGAUUCAGCUGGGACCAAGAGCUCAGGUGAACUGGAUAAAGGGCAGCAGUGGAGGGGCUGGAGCCAAGGCCAGUGAGUCAGAUGUCUCUCAACCUAGUGCCAGUUUAAAUCGUUACUCACCCCUGCAACCCUCAGUGCCCCUGGCCUCCUCUUUACCCUCUACAUCCCCAGAUUUUGAUGCCAGGAGAGUUCUCAGCAGUCGAGGAAGCUCAGGACGAGAACGUAAUGAUAAGGCUUUGAGUACAGGCCCCGCACGGACAGGGCCCAUCUCAUUGGGUAGCAGCAAUAAGGAGGCUCCUGAGGAGUCUGUCCAGGAAGUGUCCCGCAGAGACUCGAAUGCCUCAGACACGCCCAGGCUGCCCGCCAGCACUGCAGACAAAAGCAGACUGGAGCGUAGCCAAUCCAGGGAGUCUGCUGUUAAACUUGAAGUACUGUCUGGACCCUCUCCAGAUAAGCCUACAUUAACGGAAGAGGACAUGGAGAGGCGGUCCAAGUCCAUUAUUGAUGAGUUUUUGCACAUUAAUGAUUACAAGGAGGCAGUGCAGUGUGUGGAGGAACUAGAGCAACCUGCCAUGCUCUAUGUGUUUGUGCGGGUGGGUGUGGAUUCCACGCUGGAGAGGAGUCAGAUCACGCGAGACCAUAUGGGUCAGCUGCUCUACCAGCUCCUGCAGGCUGGAAUCCUCCACAAACUUCAGUUCUUUAAAGGGUUCUCUGAAACUCUUGAAUUAGCAGAUGAUAUGGCCAUUGAUAUUCCCCAUAUAUGGCUGUACCUUGCGGAGCUGGUGACCCCUGUGCUUCGAGAGGGGGGAGUCUCUAUGAGAGAAUUAUUUAGUGAAUUUAGCAAACCAUUACUCCCUGUGGGAAGAGCUGGGAUAAUAUUUUCUGAAAUAUUGCACCUUCUAUGCAAACAAAUGAGCCAUAGGAAAGUGGGAUCAUUAUGGAGGGACUCUGGGUUGAGCUGGGCAGAUUUUAUACCUGAAACGGAGGAUGUGCACAGCUUCAUCACAGAACAUAAACUAGACUUUCUUUCUGAGGGCUCCUCAUACAAAGUGGACUUGUCCAUAAUCCAGAGGAGAUUGCCUGUAUUACACAAGUACUUUAACUCGGACACAGAGAGACAGUUGCAAGCACUUUACGCACUUCAAGUAUUGAUCGUAAAACUGGACCAGCCUGCUAAUUUGCUUCGGAUGUUCUUUGACUGUUUGUAUGAUGAGGAUGUGAUAUCUGAAGAUGCUUUUUAUAAGUGGGAGGUCAGUAAAGACCCCGCUGAACAGCAAGGCAAAGGUGUGGCCCUGAAGUCAGUCACUGCCUUCUUCACGUGGCUGCGCGAGGCAGAGGAGGAAUCAGAGGACAAUUGACGAGGGGACAAAUGGACACAUUUGCCAACUAGUUCUGAAGAGACAAUAGUCGCUGAAACAAUAACUGCAUCAAAUUAAAAUGUAACAUAACAAGCAACACAUUAUGCAUCAGGAUGGAUGGAGUGCAGCAAGAUUUGGAAUGGUACGGUUCACUGACAUACAGCGAUCCUACAAAUUGCUGGAGCACUAAAAAAAAUGUAUUAUUUAUAGAAAUGUUGCAGUUGAGUUUUUUAUUUUGUUACUUUUUAAGAGGACUUUAAUAAUACAAACCUGCAACUAUGAAAUGAAACAAGUUCAGACUCUUUAAUUUUUUUUUUUUUUAAGAAUAGCAUAAACAAAAGGGUAUUUUAACAUUUGCGGACAGACACAACGAGCAGUUAUCGGCGGAUAGAGAAAUAGCAAUGAUAAUUUUAUUAUUAA
Sinocyclocheilus grahami is the source of this 5844-nucleotide messenger RNA. RefSeq names its product eukaryotic translation initiation factor 4 gamma 3-like. Gene Ontology annotation, cellular component: eukaryotic translation initiation factor 4F complex. The coding region runs from base 439 to 5424 and encodes 1661 amino acids. Gene Ontology annotation, molecular function: protein binding; mRNA binding; translation initiation factor activity. Lineage: Eukaryota; Metazoa; Chordata; Actinopteri; Cypriniformes; Cyprinidae. The transcript has 36 exons. The record is from RefSeq and is a predicted model, not a curated record.